AUGGCCAACGUACAGAAGGAACAUGUCGACGUGGAAACGGACCCGACCACGGGCGACGGGCACGAGAGAGACGCAUGGCUCCCCGGGGAAAAGUACCACUGGUUCCGAGGUGUCUUCUUCCAGGCUACGAUAGUCGGCAUCGCCGCGUUCGCAGCACCGGGGUUGUGGAACGCCAUGAACUCGGUGGGAGCGGGCGGGCAGCAGACGCCGUACCUGGUCAUGGCAGGCAACGCGCUGCUCUUCUCCCUCAUGACCGCAACGUGUCUGGCGGGUAGUCUGGUGUCGAACCGCAUCGGCCUGAAGAACACGCUCAUGCUAGGAACGACCGGCUACGUGCUGUACUCGGCGGCGCUAUACACCAACAACCGCUACGGCACCCAGUGGUUCAUCUACGUCGGGUCGGCGGCGUGCGGCAUCACGGCCGGCCUCUUCUGGGCGGCCGAGGGCGCCAUCAUGAUCAGCUACCCCACCGCGUCUUCCAGGGGCCGCUACCUGGCCUACUGGCUGUGCUACCGCAACAGCGGGAGCAUCCUUGGCGGCAUCAUCAACCUCGCCUUCAACUCGCGCGGGACCGCGGCCGGCAAGCUCGACUGGCGCACGUACAUUGCCCUCGUGGCGCUGCAGUGCCUAGGCCCUGCGACCGUGUGGCUGCUCUCGCCUCCGGAGAAGGUGCGGCGUCGUGACGGGUCCCGCGUGCACCAGCUGGUCAGGAUGAGCGAUCUCGACGAGCUGAAGGCGCUGGGCCGCGUCGUCCGCCGACCGGAGAUCCUCCUUCUCACGCCGCUGUUCAUCUACGUCAACUGGCCCCUCCCCUACAUCGGGUCGUACAUGUCGCUGUACUUCUCCGUGCGUGCCCGCGCCCUGGCGUCCCUGGUGUCGGCCCUCGCUCAGAUCGUCGCCACACUGCUCAUGGGCGCGUUUCUCGACUGGAAGACGCUGAGUGUCGCCACCCGCACUCGCUCCGCCUAUGUGCUCAUCAUGGCCCUCACUGGCGCCUGCUGGGCUUGGGGUACCGUCGUGCAGCGCGACUACACGGCCCGUUCGCCUGGUCUGGACUGGGUCGACUCUGGCUUCGGCCGCGGCUGGGCCCUAUAUAUCCUGUGGCAGGUCAACUGGGCGCUGACGUACAACUACGGCUACUGGCUCAUCGGCCACUUGGCCAGAGAGCCCGCCGAUGUGCCGAGGUUGACAAGCUAUAUUCGUGCCAUGGAGAGUGCUGGGCAGACUGUCUCGUCUGGUAUCAGCUCGACGCCUACAUCGCUACUCAUAUGUCUCGGUAUCAAUUUUGGGCUCUGGGGCGUUUCCCUUGUCCCGGCCUAUCUCGUCAUCCGCGAAAUUGGCGUUAAGCUGACGGGGCAUGACAAGGAGGAUGAAACUCAACAACAGAAGACAUUGGCAGGAUCUUGA
Geosmithia morbida is the source of this 1407-nucleotide messenger RNA. RefSeq names its product DUF895 domain membrane protein. The transcript is spliced from 2 exons. The record is from RefSeq and is a predicted model, not a curated record. NCBI's taxonomy places the organism in Eukaryota, Fungi, Ascomycota, Sordariomycetes, Hypocreales, Bionectriaceae. Bases 1 to 1407 code for a protein of 468 amino acids.